Messenger RNA from Seriola dumerili (greater amberjack), 1406 nucleotides. Its product is annotated as bcl-2-like protein 1. Gene Ontology annotation, cellular component: mitochondrial outer membrane. Lineage: Eukaryota; Metazoa; Chordata; Actinopteri; Carangiformes; Carangidae. Gene Ontology annotation, molecular function: protein heterodimerization activity; protein homodimerization activity. Bases 263 to 928 code for a protein of 221 amino acids. The transcript is spliced from 3 exons. Gene Ontology annotation, biological process: intrinsic apoptotic signaling pathway in response to DNA damage; extrinsic apoptotic signaling pathway in absence of ligand; negative regulation of intrinsic apoptotic signaling pathway. The record is from RefSeq and is a predicted model, not a curated record.
GCGUGCAUCACUGUCCAGGCCACAGAGAGUCUGCAGCUGCAAUAAUGUCCAUAUUGUGUCUGCAUGCACAUCUACAGCCUUUACCAACUCCAUAGCUGCACUCUCAGAGGGAAAACAAUCUGUAAGCAGUUACUGUUCUUGCAAGCUGCAACACAAGGUGAAGAAGCACUAAUGUCCGGCCGACAGACUGAGAGGAAUGGCAGGAGAAACCUUGGGAUCUGACUAGACUGGCUGUGUGUCGGAGGUUCACAGUGUGGAAAUAAUGUCGUACAGCAACAGAGAGCUGGUGGAGUUCUUCAUAAGCUACAAACUGUCUCAAAGUAACUGCCCAACCUCACUGCUGAGGCCAGAGGAUGCUGGUGGAAGGACUGAGGGAGACAAGGCCAACUCAGCUGCCAGUAAUGGCUUGUUGGUCAACAGCAGUGACAGGUGUGGUCAGCCCGGGACGUCCUCGCCCCCGCAUGGUGGCAUAGAGGCCGUAAAGUCAGCCCUUAAGGACUCUGCUGACGAAUUUGAAUUGCUCUUCAACCAAGCGUUUAGUGACCUUUCCACGCAGCUUGACAUCACUCCUGACACUGCAUACCACAGCUUUAAGAGUGUGAUGGAUGAGUUGUUCAAAGAUGGAGUCAACUGGGGACGUAUAGUGGGCCUAUUUGCCUUUGGGGGUGUACUGUGUGUGGAAUGCAUACAGAAGAAUAUGAGCGAGCUGGUUUCCCGUAUCACAGACUGGAUGACCAUGUACCUGGAUGAGCACAUCAGUCCGUGGAUCCAGAGCCAAGGAGGCUGGGACUGCUUUGCUGAGAUGUUUGGGCAAGACGCCGCUGCAGAAGCGAGGAGAUCUCGGGAAGCUGUGAUGAAGUGGCUGCUAGUUGGAGUGGCAAUGUUGGCAGGAGUGCUGAUGGGCGUGCUCAUCGUUAAGAAACAUUAAAGGUGCCUGCAUGUCGUUCACCACGGCACACCCUGUGUAAUGCUACGCCAACAGAAAUACAACUAAAUAGUUAAUGUUUACAAAAAGCCCAGUCUGCUUGUGCACUGACAGAAUGUGGAUCGGCUAAAGCAGUUUGUGGGAGUAUCCAUAACAUGUAGCUUGGUGAGCUGUUGUACCUCUCACCCCGCUUUGUCCUGUGUCUUUUAAUUUUUUUUAACACACAGCAGAGAUUUUGACUCGUUAAAGGCUGUUAACUUGCCAGACUGAAAGUGCUUUAAAUGAACCUGAUAAGCUAAAAAAAAAAACAGUGAAAAAGACUGAGGCGGUUUGAUGAGACUGCUUUUUUUUUUUUUCUUCGUGCGAUAUCCAAGGACCAAUUUUUAUGACUGACGAACUGACAGCAGACAGAAAAUAUAAGUUAUAAUUCCUAUUCACUGUGUAAUGCUCAGCUCCUUUUGUUGGCUGUACUGGAGUUAAG